UAAAAUCGGAAAAAAUGCCAGUUCGGAUCGACCAUCCUUCACGACGUUUGGCUCUGAAAUUACGUACCAAUUCAUCAUUUCCGACAUCUCCUACCCCGUUUGCUGUACAUAGUUUAAUAUCUACAUACAACCAAAAAAAAAAUCUUACAAAAUUUACCCCAAAUACUCUAAUAAUAUAUAUAUUAGAGGUGUUCCUAUUUAAAGGAAGCUAAUACAGAGAAGAAGAAGAUAUGCAAAGCCAAAGGGUCUAAGACCCAUCACGCAAGUACUAGAUUAGGGAAAGAAGAAGUACAAGAUUAAAUAACACAGCAAAUCAGAAUACUGAAACAUUUCCUGAAAAUCAGGCUGAACAAUAUAUCAGGUUGAAGAAAGACAAAGACGGUUUUGUUGUAAGAUAUAUAGAUGAUACAAUUGGAAAAGGGGUGUUUGCUGAAAGAUCUUUUAGCAAAGGUGAAUUUCUUUUGGAAUAUGAUGGGGAUCUUGUUUCGAACAAAGAGGGAACUAGGAGAUUGGAGGAACACAGCAAUACCUUUGGCUGCUAUGUGUUUUUUUUCAAGUAUGGAGGCAAAAGUUUAAGCAUAGAUGCUACUUUUUCUAAACAAAUGGGAAGGUUUGUUAAUGAUGGAGUUGGAGCAGAUGAGAAUGCUUUAAUGAAAAGAAUUGUUGUGGAUGGGAGCCCACAUUUAGUUUUAUUUGCCAGAAGGGAUAUAUAUAUAGGAGAUGAAAUCAGAUAUGACUAUGGUGAUGUUAGUCGAAACCUCCCAUGGAGAAAGAGACCACUAACAGAUGAAAAAAAAAAUACGACAUUGAAAGAAUGUUGUGUUUCAAUAAGAAGACUGGAGAUUAAAGAUGAUAGUCAUAAAGUGGCAUGCAAUAGAGAGGCAUAUACUGACAGUGAUAGUGAUAUUGAGAACUUGACAAGGAAACAAAGAGUUUUGAAACUACCAUCUGAUGAUGAAGAUGAGGAGAAACAAGAAUUAGACCUAAGUAAUGAGGUUAAACAAGUAUUGAAUCAACCAUCAGAAGAUGAGGAAGUUGGUAGUAAUAUUGGGGUUAGAGAAGUUUUGAUACAACCAUUAGAAGAUGAGGAAGAGGGCAGUAAUAUUGAGGUUGAAGAAGAAAAAUCUGAAGGGGAAACUGAAAAGCUAUUUGUAUGUGCCCUAUGUGAUAAAAAACUAAGAAGUAGAGAAUCAUUUCUGAGCCAUAUGGGCGUGCAUUUCACUGAUAAUGUAAAGAGAAUGCUACCCAAAUCAAAUGAUACUACAGAACACAUACCUGCUCAAAUUGAAAUGAAUAGUCAAGGGAAAGCCAGUUGCAGUGAAGGACCAAAAAAGGACAGAGGCCCACCACUUAAAUCCUCUAUGGUUGGUUUAGAUGCAGGAGAUGCCAGUCAAAAUGAAAGUUACAGUAAAGAUGGAGAUAAUAUUGAAAGAAUAUCACCUGCAUUCAAUGAUACUUCAAUACGCAUACCUGCACAAAAUAAGAUGAAUUGUCAGGAGACAGCCAGUUGCAGUGAAGGACCAAAGAAAGCUAGAGGCAGACCAGUGAAAUCAUCUACUGGAGAAAAAAGCAAAUCAACAAGGUCAAAACCUUACAGACCCUGCCCUUUCUGUGGUCUCCUUAUGGCUAGAUUGUCCAAUCACAUCCUUCGCAAACACAAAGAUAUUCCUGAGGUCAAAGUUUUAAAAAGGCUGCCCCAUCAAGAUCAAGUAAAGCAAAUGGCUAACCUGAGGAAAGAAGGUAUUUGGAAAGCUAAUUUAGACCAGGUGAAAAAAAUGGAGGAUGAAGGAUCUCAAGCAGAAGUAAAAUAUUUUAAAGAGAGGGAACAUGGAGCAGGUCAACUUGCUUACUGUUCUUUAUGUAAAGGUUUUUUAACAAAGUCUUACUAUAAGAGACACAGAUCCACAUGCACUGCAGUUGAAUCUACAACAACUACAGCAAAAGCCUUAGAUCCAGUGCAUAUUGCAUCUCCAAAGUUUACUUCUUCAUUUAACUUUGAUGUUCUAGCAAAAUUCCAUAAUUCUGAGGUAGGAAAUUUAUGUAGAACAGACAAUCUUAUAACAUCAUUUGGGCUGCAGAUGUAUAGAAAUGUGGAGGCUAAGAAAAGUAAAAAAGAAGAAAAAAGAAAAUCAGUUAUGUCAGAUAUGAGGAGACUGGCCCAUUUAUUGUUAGAAUUUAGAAAACAAUGUGAGAUAAAUGGUGAUGCUGAGGCUAAAUCAGCUGUAAACAUGUUUGACAGAGGCAAUUUUCAUUCGUUGGAGUCAUCCAUUUUAGCCCUAACAAUAAAUGAAGAAACUGGGCACACAAAAGCAGGGCUAAAAAUCGGAUAUGGCUAUCUCAUAAAGAGAGUUAUCAAAUAUCUCACUGGAGAAUUUCUCAUCCAAAAAAAAGAUGCUGAAGUUGAUGAGAUUAAGCGCUUCGGAGAUCUAUUGGAAUUUUGCUGGCCAGGUAUAUUUGGGGAUGCAGAAUAUAAAAUAACUGUACUAAGACAGAAAGAAUUGAGGAUGCCAUCUCGCCUUCCAGAUGAGGAUGAUGUUAAGAUGUUGAAAGAAUGGCUGGAAAAUAAAAUCAAAGACAUUAAAACCAAAUUCCAAUUUAUAACUUCUAAUGAAUAUGCUGAGAUUAGAGAUUUACUUGUAUGCAGAUUAACACUAUUUAAUGCUCGAAGAGGAGGCGAACCUGCUAGGCUUUUACUAUCAGAAUGGGAUGAUGCAGAAAAUGGGGUCUGGUUUUCGCAAGAUUCAGUGGAAAAGGUGGAGGACCCCAUUGAGCAAAAAUUAUUAUGUGAAUUAAAGAUUGCAUACCAAGCAGGAAAAAGAAAGCUUGUGUCACUGUUAAUACCCCAGGAUUGUUGGGAUGCCAUUAGAAUCCUUGCAGAUGAAAAAGUUCGAGAUGAUGCCGGCAUUGGGAAAGGAAAUAAAUUUUUAUUUCCCACAACUGCUGGUAAAGAUGAACAUGUAAUUGGAUGGAGUUGUGUAAAAAAAUGUUGCAAAAAAGCCAGACUUAGCAAGGACAUCACUGCUACUGAUAUGCGACACAGGGCUGCAACUUUAUAUGCUGCAAUGGACAUCCCAGAAAAAGAGCGCCGAUUAUUUUAUUUACACAUGGGGCACAGUGCAGACAUGAAUAGAGAUGUAUACCAGUGCCCUGAAUCUGUGAGGAUAACAACAUCUGUUGGGAAAGCUCUUCAAUGUUUAGACAGGGGAAACAUGAAAGCUUCCUCAUCAAAAGUUGCAGAGACUGGUCCAAAAAAUCCAGAAAUUACCUUCUCUCUUAAAGACUUUUUGAAUGAACUGGUGGAUGAUAAUGUUGCAGUAAGGGCAAUAUCAGGAAAAGGAUUGAUAGAGGAAGAUGAAGUAGAACAAAGACCAGAAAAAAUAAGAGCUGCAAGCUGCAUGAAAGAUCUGAUGCUACAAGAUGCAGCAAAAGAAUACUUCACAGAUGAUGCUUGGCUGGCAGCUGAAUCAGUUUUUGAUUUACUUCCAGACUGUAGUGAUGAUGAAUCUGAGAGAUCCCACAUGAUUUUAAAUACAACAGAUGUAAGUGAUAUAAACUUAAGAGAUUGUGAAGAUGAACCAUGUUCUUCAAAUGAUUCUAUGAUAUCUGGUGAUACAGAGGAGCAACUAGAGAGAAGAACAAACAAAAGGAAAAGUUCAACAUAUGAUGAUAACAAGGCUGCAAAACUUCAGAAAGUUCCAACUGAACCUGAGGCAGAAAAAGGGAAAAGUUCAACAUAUGAUGAUAACAAGGCUGCAAAACUUCAGAAAGUUCAAACUGAACCUGAGGCAGAAAAAGGGAAAAGUUCAACAUAUGAUGAUAACAAGGCUGCAAAACUUCAGAAAGUUCCAACUGAACCUGAGGCAGAAAAAGGAACAAAAAGAAAAUAUAAAUUAUGGACUGAAGAGAAUACUAAAGUAGUGGAUGUUUAUUUUAAGAGAUACAUUACAGAUACAUCUAGCUUGGACAACAAAGGGUCAUUGCCAGGAUCAAAAGAUGUAAGAGAGUUUCUUCAGAAGCAUCCAAUCCUUCAAGAUAUUGAAAUUAAAAAAAGGAUAACAGCCAUCAAGACAAAAAUCUUCAAUGAUAGAAAAGUUUACAGAGAAAAAAUUUCAAAGAAACUUAAGAAAAACCUCCAAACAUCAUCUCUCAGCCAACAGACAAUCUAGUAUCGACUUAGAUAAGCCUACACAUCUCUCCACCAACAGACAGCCUGGUCUAAACUGGAACAGCCUUUUAAUCUAAAAACUAACAGCCAGCCUGGACUGUACAGAAUCAGCAUCCUCAUCGCUCCAUUUACAGAUAGUCUGGUGUGUACUGAUACAGACCUCCAUAUCUCGUGAUCAACAGAUAUCAUGGUUUGUACUGAAACAGAUUUUCAUCUAUCAACCAACAAACAACCUGGUGUGUUAUUAAUCAGCAUCAUCAUCCCUCCACCAACAGAAAAACAGCUGAGGCCAACAAGAAUUGACUUUUAGGAAUGAUGUUUGUGCCAUAUGAUAAGUAACAACUACUUAAGUUUAUUUUUCCUACACUUUUAGUUGUGACCUGCAGCAGAUAUUUUAGUCAUUAUUUCACCAUUGUAAAGCCCUGCAGCUGAAGAGUCUCAGAAAAUGCUAAGUAUGUUACUGCUUUACCAUAGCUUAUAAUAUAUAUGAUUAAAGGUUUACCACAGCUUAUAUAAAAUUUUGUUUAAAGGUACUAUAAAUGUUGGCGUAAAAUGCAAGUUUUGUUUUAAUUAGCUUUAAGGAUUAUAGUUAAAAUAGUACAUACAAAAAACUUGAAACCCUAUUUUUAUAUGACCAUAAAUUUUUGCGGUCUUGCUGCUGUUCAACAUUAUCGGCCACAAAUAUAGUUUCCUGACUAAAACUGAAGUAUUUGCUCAAUUGUUAAUAAUUUUAACUUAAGGAGGCUUGCGGGUAAAAGAUUUUCAAAAAAAAAAAUAAACAUUAAUUUUUCAAUACAAAUUUUAUUUAUAACCUUUAAUAGUUAUAACUUUAUCAUUUGGUACAAAAAUCGUUCCAAAAAAUCAAUUUGUGUUGACCCCAGAUGACUUUUAAAAUGUAGAUAUCAUGUUAAAAGCUCCAAAUUAUCUCCCUUUGGUGCAAAAAUGCCAUUUUUUGGCAUUAAAAUUGAAAUAUCUUUUUUAACUUAUCGGUGACCUAUAUUUUUUAUUGUUGUUUUCAAAUAAGCUGUACAUAAACUAAAUAAUUGUUAAAUUUGAGCGAUUUCUGUAAUUCAGUUCUUUUUUGAUUUCGAUAUUACCGUUUUUUCUCCUAUUAGUUCAACGGAAAAAAAGGACAUCAACAAAAAUGUUUGCUUCUUUCGAAGGCAGAUUGUGAGCGUAAAUGAACGGUGACCCCAUUUUUUUAUUUCAUUUUUCUAUUAAGUAUAAGAUAAAGUUCAUUUAUAGAAAAAUAAAGAGAAAUCCUAUAUUAAAUAAAAAAAAUCAUUUAGACCCGCGAGCCCCCUUAACGUUAAUGAAUGUGUGUAUCGUGAGUUUCUCUCACUGACAACACUGGAUAAUAGCUAAGUGCUAUAUGCUAAUGACUAAAAAAUUAACCUUGUUAAACUUAUAUUUUGUGACUUCAAUAACUUGUAUUUAAAAGGGAAGUUACAAACAUAUGUUAAAUAAAAAUAUAGAUUCUAUAUCAAUGAAACUGAAUUAAUCACGGAAUGUAAAAUAUAUUUCUGUUUGAUUUUGGUUUUAUUAUCUCAAGAUGAUAUGCUAAUGACUAAAAAAUUAACCUUGUUAAACUUAUAUUUUGUGACUUCAAUAACUUGUAUUUAAAAGGGAAUUACAAACAUAUGUUAAAUAAAAAUAUAGAUUCUAUAUCAAUGAAACUGAAUUAAUCACGGAAUGUAAAAUAUAUUUCUGUUUGAUUUUGGUUUUAUUAUCUCAAGAUGAUCUAGGCUUCACCCCC
Messenger RNA from Mytilus trossulus (common blue mussel), 5921 nucleotides. RefSeq lists its product as uncharacterized. The record is from RefSeq and is a predicted model, not a curated record. Gene Ontology annotation, biological process: DNA integration; DNA recombination. NCBI's taxonomy places the organism in Eukaryota, Metazoa, Mollusca, Bivalvia, Mytilida, Mytilidae. Gene Ontology annotation, molecular function: DNA binding; protein binding. The transcript is spliced from 27 exons. The coding region runs from base 603 to 4166 and encodes 1187 amino acids.